ACCCUAUCCAUUCUCCCUGCCUCAGCUAAGUGAAGUAGCACAGUGCUUCGUGUGCAUUAAACAUUCUUUGCCUCUAAGGUUUCAGUACCUUUACAGCAAGUGAUGGUGCCUUUACCAGGAGAGUGAUCCUGCCAUCCAUUACCCACCUUCUCCUUGCUAAACAGACUGUGACUUGUGCGGUCAACAUUUCAGUUGGGCAAAUCACCCCAGCACGUUCGUCAUAUCAAUUAGAUCACUAUUCUUAUCAGCAGAUGAGGAUUUCUAGUCCCUCUUGCUCUUUACCUAGACUUCCAAGGUGAGUAUAGAGUAACAAAUGAGAUGACAUCACCUCUUCAUGUCUUUGCCAGGUGGGUUCAUUAUGAUCACGACAAGUUGUACAUGAGUUGUUGCAUAUUUAGUGCUUGUGUCCUAUAUCCAAUAAAGGAGCUACAACACUGGGUCAGUUUCUGGUCACAAUAUGUAGAACAAUUUGGUUUGACUCCAGGGAAGGAGAAGGGGUGGGAGAAAAGAAAAAUGUACUCACUCCUCUUUUCUUCUCCUUUUCCAGUGGUUCCCCAUCAGCAGAACUGUGAAGAGCACAAAGCCUUACCUCAGAAUAUCUCUGAGUGGCUCUGUGCCGUGCGGAUAGCUGAAGAAGAAGAGCGGGUCUGGACAUGCUGUCCCAAGGGCUGGAAGCUCUUUCGCACCAGCUGCUACUACUUGUCCCAUGAUACUGCCAGGCCCUGGGAUGCCAGUGAGAAGAACUGCAUAGGGAUGGGCUCCCACCUAGUGGUGGUUGACACGGAAGCUGAGCAGAAUUUUCUGCUCAACUGGGUGAAAGGAAGAGUUUCAGAUCAGAAAGAAAUAAGUAACUACUGCCUUGGUCUGAAUUCUCAAGAAGUGGAAGGCCAGUGGUGCUGGGUAGAUGGGACGCUGUAUAAUAAGAGUGCAGCGUUCUGGAUGCCUGAGGAACCUAAUUUCCUUAACUCGGAGAAGUGUGCCGUCAUGCAAAUGGGAGGGAACAGAGCCUCAUCAGAGAAGAAAACCUGGAAUAAUGUCCGUUGUUCCUUAUGGUGUCAUGGAAUCUGUGAAGCUGCAGCAAUGAAAAUUUGAUCGGAGAAGCCUCAUUUUGGAUGUGAAGGCAGAGAGUCGCUCACUUGGGGCAGCUCCCAGGGAGAUAUGGAGGGGGGAGGGUUUGAAUGAACAUUGGUGCCUGGGCUAUAGCCAUGCACGGGGGCAGGGAAUGAUUUUACUAUGUGCAGAGGCUUAAACUAACCAGGAAAAUUAUUUGGGGAAAAAAGGAAGCCGCUGAACAUGUUGAAAGUGGACGGAAAUCCAUUUCAGUCAACUUCCACCUGUGAUGUCUCGAAGGUGAAUGGAGACUCACCUGAGUAGUGUAGAGGGAUACUGCUAUGUAAUACAUUAUUACAGAUGACACUUCUGAGGGUCGUGACUGCCUUUGCUCUUAUGGGAGUGUUGUCCCCAACGGACAGUGUGAGUUCGUGCCCGGUGCGCUAUUGCCAAAGAACACACAGGGGUGGAGGACC
Molecule: messenger RNA, 1526 nt
Organism: Alligator sinensis (Chinese alligator)
Lineage: Eukaryota; Metazoa; Chordata; Crocodylia; Alligatoridae
Product: C-type lectin domain family 4 member A-like
Exons: 4
Coding region: 319-1092 (257 amino acids)
Biological process (GO): antifungal innate immune response
Cellular component (GO): external side of plasma membrane
Molecular function (GO): carbohydrate binding
Source: RefSeq, a predicted model, not a curated record